AAAACUAGAGAACAAGAACUGGGGGUCUCCAAUGCAUAUCUGCAGGGGUUCCAUCACAACCGUCAACCACACUGUGUCCAUGUGCUGCCGCCAUCUCUUCGAGAUUUUUUACUCUCAAGUUGUCGUAUGAGGUGCAAAUUUUGUGAUUUUGCCUGCACAAACCAAGAGGGUCUCUUCAAGCACUAUCGUCUGAGGCACGGAGGAGGAGCUAAUUGGCCCUGUGUUUACAGCGACUGUGUGUGCACUUUCCGGACCCACGGGGCACUGAAAACACAUCUUACAAGAUCACAUUGCAGGACAAGGAGAAGGGAGGAGACGUGCACUUUUUUUUGUCUUACGAAGUUAUUGACACUAGCUGUGUGGAUGUCGAAAUCCUGGAUCCUGAGGACUUGAAUCCUGAGGACCUACCAGCCCCUAACUGUAUACCAAGUUGCUGGAAAGUUGAUGGUAACCCCAAGGGCGUGUCUACUGCAUUGAAUGUAAUGGCUUUGUUGCUACGUGUAAACAUCAACCCCAAACUCAUUAGGAAAGUUCAGCUGACUAAACGCCCUGAAUCUGUGGAGCAACUACAUGAUGAACUACGGGAAAAACUUGAACUAGAAGGGGAUUUCUCUUUACAAUAUGAGGAUCCAGACUUUGAGAAUGCACUAUGCAACUUAAUUGACAUUGUAGAGUUGCCUGCAGAAAAGGCAGUCUUGCACAUUGUUUGGAAUAGUGAUGAUAAAUCACCAAGUCAAGCAUCCAUCUCUUCUCUUGAUACAGCCAGUAUCAGUUCGCCUAGCUCUUCCCACAGCACAUCCUCCAUUGUUCAGACCAUUUUGCGAAGUGCUUCAGAGUGGCCGUCUCCUUUUCCAGUUCCUUCAUUUGCAUAUGAUGUAGAGUUAAAGCUGCGUAAGGGAAAUGAGACAUUUCAAAAAACUGGAAAAGGUCUGAGUCUAACAAGAGACGCAAAAAUGGAAAUUCUAGACAAGCUGGCACAAGAAAUGUUUGCUCUCAAAGCUUACCCUGAUAAAAGUCAAAUUGAAUCAGUUGCUUCUGAACUUAUCUGCAAACAUCCAUGCCUCACGGAGCCUGGUAGUGGAACAGGAUAUGAUGGCUGGACAACAAGCAUCAAGUACAAGCUUGGGAAUUACCGAGCAAAGCUCCGGCAGGCUGGUUGUCAUGAGGUCAGUGUAAACAGGAGAAGAGGGCGGUCUGAAGAUCCUGAUAAAGGUGGCUUUUCUUUGAAAAAACCAAAGCGAGGCGAAGUCAAUCAUUUGCCUGAUCAUCCAGAAAACUUUGAUGAUGACACUCUAGAAGAUGAAAGAUGUGUUCUGGUGGAUGAAACCAAAAAGAAGCAGAAAGACAUGGAACUUAUCAGUCAGAAGAUGGAACUCACAUUUUCCCUCCGGAGAAAGGAGAUUAUUGAGGUGCAGCCCAUGGUCAUGGAAAUCCAGGAGAGAUGGCCUGCGCUGUUCCUUGAGGAACAGAUUUGCAGAGAGUUCUACCGUGUAACUACCAAGGACCUGUUGGGGAGCUUUAGAGCAGCCAUAGACACCUAUUGUCCUCGGCUACUCAAACUGUAUCGUGCCAGGAAAGCGGCCUUCGGACAAGACAUGGAGAGCCUCUUGGAUGUUCUUGAUGAACAGACAUCUGACAUCACAAUGCAUCGAAGUAGAGCAUGUCUAGAAGGUCUACCUCUUUUUCUCCGUGACACUUCAGAGAAGCUUUUCCUGAAAUGCCUGGACACCGAUCCAAAAGACAGACAAACAAAAGGAGUCCAAAUGGGAGUGCUCACCGUGUUCGUGGAUGAUGGUGCACCAGCCUCGCUUCAAACUGUUAACAGCAUUGCUGUGGUGUUGGAGGAGACUAUUGUGCUUGAAGACAUUCCAGACCUUCCCACUGCCCUAGCUUACCUCUUUGGCCUACUUUAUGCAUUGAACAUAGAGUUCCCAAGAGAUCUGAGAUAUACGUUUGAAGCAGUGCAGCACAUCUUUAUGGAGCUUACACCCUCUUGUUCACAGCGCGUGCGGAGCCUGAAAACAAAGCUCUUGCUGUAAGAAGCCUGACAACAACAAGGCCUUACAAGCCCAUCUUUUUUUUUUUUUUUUUUUUUUUAGUUAUGUUGGCUGGCUUUUGGGCCUGUUUUGCAAGCAAAGGACUCAUCCCUUAUUUUUCCACAGUUCUACAAAAAUGGGCUUUUUAUUAUUAUUUUUUUUUUUUAAGAAAAUAACUUUUUUUUUUCACUUGAUUAAAAAUGUCAACAUUAGGGGGGGAAAGCAUCAUCUGAAGCUAAAACUGCCAUGUAUAAGUAAUGUCCACCGUCUAGUGCUGCUAAGCUCAGGAUUGUUAUUAGAGUGCUUUGUGGUUUGGACUGUUUUAACAUGUUUCUUCAAACCAGGAUGUUUUUAGGAUCAGUCUGGAUCUUUUUGUUUGUGCGCAGUGUAUUUGCACCUGUAUUGGUAAAUAGAGAAUUCAUUCUCCUGCAUAUUUGCACUACUUAUAAUGGUGUUACUAAAGCUCAGGAUUGUUAUUACAGUGCUUUUGAAUUGUGGUGUAGUUUGGACUCUUAACAUGUCCACACCAGUCAACAUAUUUUUGUUUGUGUGCAGUGUACUUGCACUUGAAUUGGUAAAUAGAGAGUUCAUUCUCCUGCAUAUUUGCACUAUUUAUAAUGGUGUUACAAAGCUCAGGAUUGUUAUUACAGUGCUUUUAAACUGUUGUAGUUUGGACUGUUUUAACAUGUUUCUUCAAACCAGGAUGUUUUUAGGAUCAGUCUAUCAGUCUGCAUCUUUUUGUUUGUGUGCAGUGUACUUGCACCUGUAUUGGUAGAUACAAAGCUCAGGAUUGUUAUUACAGUGCUUUUGAACCGUGGUGUAGUUUGGACUCUUUUAAAGGGAUAGUUCACCCAAAAUUCAAAUUGCACUCAUUAUUUACUCACCCUCAUGUCGACUAAGGGCUGGGAAGCCACGGAUAACUCUGAAACUUCUCCCAGCUCUUAGUCGACAUGAGGGUGAGUAGAUAAUGAGUGCAAUUUGAAUUUUGGGUGAACUAUCCCUUUAACAUGUCCACACCAGUCUGCAUCUUUUUUUUUGUGUGCAGUCAACAGUAUUUGCACUAUAGAGUAUUCAUCCUCCUGCAUAUCUGCUGGAAUAUUGUAUUUAAUGUUUAAAUAAACAUGUUUUAUUGAACUAG
Molecule: messenger RNA, 3174 nt
Organism: Notolabrus celidotus (New Zealand spotty)
Lineage: Eukaryota; Metazoa; Chordata; Actinopteri; Labriformes; Labridae
Exons: 7
Coding region: 483-2039 (518 amino acids)
Source: RefSeq, a predicted model, not a curated record